AUGUCCAAGCAAGGCAGCCCGCGGGGCAUAGCUGGCCCCCCCCGCUUCUCCGAGAUCCUGUACUCGCCACGCGAGCCAACGUUGGCGGGCCGGGCUGUGGCUGCAGCAGGAGCUUCACUUGUAGCAGGUCUGGUGGUGAAUCCGCUGGACGUCAUCAAGACGCGCAUGCAGGCCCAGCAGCUGCUGCUGGCGGGCAUCCUCAGCGAGCCAGCACCGCGACACACGCUGUACGACCGGUGGGGCAUCUCGUCGUGCGCCGCCACGUGCUUCCGGAAGCCCUCGAAGCUCGGGCGCGUGAAGGCGCCGCACACGUGCACGGUGGAGGCGUGCGACAUCUACCACUCGAGCGCUGACCUGGUGCGCAAAGUGUGGCAGCGCGAGGGCCUGCGGGCGUUCUGGAGGGGCACGCCGGAGUCCCUGCUCAUGGCGGUGCCGCUCGUGGGCAUCUACAUGCCGCUCUACGAGUCCACGCUCGUGCACAUGCAGCGCUGGCUCCACGAGGACCGCCCGGGCCCCUUUCUGCCGCUCGUGGCCGGCACCAUGUCGCGCGCGGUCUCCGUGCUCUCCGUGGGCCCGCUCGAGCUGCUGCGGACGCAGGCGCAGGCCACCGCGUCCUCCGAGGCGCGCCGCUGCAGCACCACCGCGAUCAAGCAGGGCUGGAGCUCCGCGGGGAUGCGCGGCGUGGCGCGGGCCGUGGCGCCGCUGUGGCGGGGGGCCGGGGCGACGCUGAUACGCGACGUGCCGUACAGCGGGCUGUACUGGAUGGGCGUGGAGGCGAUCCGCGGGCGCGUGCACAGCCUGCGCGCGGGGCAGGUGGACGGGCCCCUGGGGAAGGCGCUCGCGCGGAGGCCGGAGGCGCACGCGGGCGAGGAGCAGCGCGACGCGGUGCUGAUCAACAUGGUCGCCGGCGCGGUCUCCGGCAGCGCGGCGGCGGCGGUGACCACCCCGCUGGACGUGGUCAAGACCUACAUGCAGACCAGCACGCUCAUCAGCAGCAGCGCCGAGCCGACCGCCGCGCCCGCGCCCAGCACGGCCAGGGCGCCCGCGGCGGCUGGCAGCCAGGGCCUGGCCGCGCACGGCGUCAACCUCGGGAACGCGCUGCACGCUCGGAACGCGUACAGCGGGGGCCUCAGCAUGGGCGUGGAGCGCGGGAUGUCGUCGGAGGCGGGGGCGGGGGCGGGGGCGGGGAACGGGUGGACGGCAUCGAUCCGGUCGAUAUACAGGUCGGGAGGGAUAUCGGGCUUCUUCACGGGGUGGGCUCCGCGUUCCGCGCGCGCGGCGCCCGCUUGUGCUAUUGUUCUGGGCUCCUACGAGGCCAUCAAAGCGUACCUGUCCGAGUUGUGA
Molecule: messenger RNA, 1344 nt
Organism: Pedinophyceae sp. YPF-701
Lineage: Eukaryota; Viridiplantae; Chlorophyta; Pedinophyceae
Source: the annotation of a GenBank genome assembly